Rotaria sp. Silwood1 is the source of this 1260-nucleotide messenger RNA. NCBI's taxonomy places the organism in Eukaryota, Metazoa, Rotifera, Eurotatoria, Philodinida, Philodinidae. The record is from the annotation of a GenBank genome assembly.
AUGGAUAAUCCAACAGGAACUAUAAAUUCACUAUAUCAAUAUGAAAAUAUUGAAGAUAACAUAUUAAAUAAAUUGGAAAAGUUACGUCAGCACUAUCCUGAACGUUUUCCACUAUUGAUUCAUGUACUAGCAACUGUUCACGAUACUAUAGAUGGUGAAUGGCAGCAACGAUUACGACAAGCAAUGGAACAGCGAAAUAGAGUCUCUAUUUUUCUCAUUCCUGAUCAAAUGUCUAAUUUUAAUUGGAUUGUAGUCAUAAUUAAAUUUAAAACAGACGGACAAGUUGAACGAGCUGAAUUUAUUGAUCCACUUAGAGAGUCGAAUUUGGAUAUCGACAAAUUACAAAUACAAUUUGGCGAGAUUUAUCCAGGUAUUAUUUUACAGCCGAGAAGCAUUCGAAAACAAGAAGAUCGAGAGAAAAGUAUUGAAUUAACUAUUGAAACCUUAUUGAAAUUAGCUGAAGAAUAUCAAACGACUAAUAUCAAUGAUUUACACGACAAAACAAUAGGAGAUCAGAACGCAAGCGAUCGUUUGAACAAAGAAAAAGGAAGUUUCCCGAUAUUAACUGCAAAUGGAGGUGAUCGUAAAAUUAGUCCAUUGAAUAUACAUGAAUUAUUUCGACUUAUUAAGAAAGUGAACAGCACAGUAUAUACAAUAAAGAAGAAAGAUAUUAUUUUUUUUCUCGGAUUAACUGGUUCAGGUAAAUCAACUACAAUUCAUUUUCUUGCUGGCUCAAAAAUGAUUGAAAUCGAAGUCAGAGGUUUAUAUCAUAUUGCACCGGUCGAGAUAAACAAUCCAGAUCUAAAAUAUAUAACAACUUCACCAUUUGUUAAAUCCGAAACUCGAUAUAUUACAUCAGUUGAAGUGAAAUUGAAAAACACAAAUGGAUUGACCAAAGAAAGUAUUAUCCUAUGUGAUAGUCCAGGAUUCGAAGAUACUAGUGGACCCGAAGUAGAUAUCGCUAAUGGAUUAGGUAUUGUUAAUGUAAUAAAAGGAUGUACAAGUGUUAAACCAGUUGUAGUAAUUAGUUAUAAAAGUAUUCGAGAUCAAAUUGAAGCUUUCUCUUAUAUAUUUACAAAAUUUCCUGAAAAAGAAAAGGAUACGAUUCAUGCAUUCAUCAAGGAGAUUCAUAGAAAAUUGAAAGACGAUGAAACAUCAGAUAAAAGCUUUAUGUUUUUAUUAGAAGAUAUUCUCCAGAAAACACGAAAAGGUGCACGAGUCUUAGAUCCGAUCAAUGAUAAACCUGAAACGAUCAAUUGA